AAACACACUCACAGAGGUUUAGCUAUCACUCAGAAGUUCAGAACUUACAGAUCCAUCACUCGGAAGCAAACAAUGGCAUCCCACAAACAGAGCUACAGAGCUGGUGAAACCAAGGGCCAGACUGAGGAAAAGGCGAACCAGAUGAUGGAGUCACUAGGGGAGAAGGCUCAAGCAGCAAAGGACAAGACCUACCAGGCAGCUCAAACAGCCAAAGAGAAAACAAGAGGUGCAACCCAAGCAACUACCCACAAGGCCGGAGAGAAGGCAGGAGUUACAAAAGACAAGGCAUGGGAGAGCAAGGAGACAACUAAGGAUAGGGCCUCCGAGGCGGCGCAAAGAGCCGGAGAGAAGGCAGGAGUUGCAAAAGACAAGGCAUGGGAGAGCAACGAGACAACAAAGGAUAGGGCCUCCGAGGCGGCGCAAAGAGCCGGAGAGAAGGCAGGAGUUGCAAAAGGCAAGGCAUGGGAGAGCAAGGAGACAACUAAGGAUAGAGCGUCGGAGGCUGCCCAGAGAGCCGGAGAUUCGGCCGAGUCUGGCAAGGAGAGAAGUGAGGGGUUCCUCCAACAGACUGGAGAACAGACGAAGAACAUGGCCCAAGGUGCUGUUGAUACUGUGAAAGGCACCCUCGGCCUGGCCAAGGAUGAUGAGGAAGAUGAACCUGUUUAUCAUAAGAGGGACAGGAACUAGUUUGAAGUACUUGUAAUGGUCUUUGUUGUUUGUGUUUGCUUUUCAGCUGUUGUCUUUUGUUGUUGUUAUUGCCGGGCAUGUUUUACAAGCCCUGUGCUUCCAUCUCUAUGAAGAUGGAGUGUUGCGUUUGGUUUCUUAGAGGUGGAUUAAUUGUAAUUGUCAGUCAUGUAUGAAAUGCAAUCCACCCUUUUGUUUUAUGUUUGAAGAAGCAAGUAUCCAAAAUUUCAUUCAUGUGGUAGUUUGUCGAUACAACCAGC
Rosa rugosa (rugosa rose) is the source of this 944-nucleotide messenger RNA. RefSeq names its product late embryogenesis abundant protein 1-like. Lineage: Eukaryota; Viridiplantae; Streptophyta; Magnoliopsida; Rosales; Rosaceae. The record is from RefSeq and is a predicted model, not a curated record. The coding region runs from base 73 to 687 and encodes 204 amino acids. The transcript has 2 exons.